Molecule: messenger RNA, 435 nt
Organism: Racocetra persica
Lineage: Eukaryota; Fungi; Glomeromycota; Glomeromycetes; Diversisporales; Gigasporaceae
Source: the annotation of a GenBank genome assembly
AGUGCUGCGCCUGAAUCUGUAUUAGCAGGCCAGUCUGUUAAUAAGUUUCCUUGUCCAGGUUUUAUUACAUUUGCAGGGUUUGGAUUGCCUCCUCCUGUUGUUGAUUCAGUACAUGUAUCUGGUGGCGUUCUUUGUCCAUUAUGCCAGUUGCUUGGGAAUAUACAGUUAAAGUGUUCUUCUAUUUCAAAGUCGUCUGCUGUUGGGUUAGCUACUAUUGUUGCCAUAUCAUCUAUUUUUUGGUAUCCUGAGUAUUUACUUCUAGUAAAGAAUCCAGUUAAUUUUGGCCAGUUUUGUCCAUUAAAUUUCAUUCCGUCCAUGACUUUAGUAAAGUCUAUUUUUUCUAAAGAUGGGAAUUCGGUUGUUGUUCCAUCUUCUAGUUGUAAUCCAUCUGAUUGUAAUAAUAAUAAUAAUGCUGUUUCGUCUUUUACUAUGUGA